GACCCAUUACAUACUGAGAGUAGUACGUACGUACUCACUUGAUUUGUUUCCAACAAUACGUACAAAGAACAUUAAAAAUAAGGUCUGGUUCGACUUCCGAUGUUUUCGGGAAUGGCCCAAUACCAGCAUCGUCAGUGCAACCUUGCAUUGCAACAAGAUGCCACAGGCGCCGACCCAACGUGACCAGAGAAGCCACCAACCAACGGAAGUGGGCACAAAAUGAAGCUUCCCGUGACCCAUCGCGGCAUGAUCCAAACCGCCCUAGGUGCCGUCUUCUAUCUGAUCAGCGACGGGAGGAGCACCACCGACACCGCUGCCAACGAACACCGAAGGCCACCGGUUUUGUGUUUCCACAUGUCCCCCCGGUCGUCCGACGAGUUUUCCGAGGUGCUCCCGCUCCUGGCGUCGGGGGGAGCCGGGGCCGGCAGCAGCAACGAGGGGGGACGCGCGGUCAUUGCCUUUGACAUUCCCGGUUACGGAGCGAGCGAGAACCCGCCCAGGUCCUGCACCAUCGACGAGCUGUCCGAUGCCUGCCUGCAAGCCGCCGAUUCCAUACUGGAAAGGGGUGCCGCUCUCGCGACGAGCGCCAGCGAUGACGCCACCACCACAGACCAAAACCAACACCAGCGGGGGCACGACUACGUCGCCAUCGGAUCGCUCCUCGGCAACUAUUUCUGCCUCUCUCUUGCCGCGCGGCACCCCGGAGCGAUCCGGGCGGGGAUCCUGGCAAACCCGUGGUUCAAUCCCGGAGCCAGAGGAAUGACCGCUUCUGGAGGCAACGGAUCCAUCCCGGAUUCCUUUGUGCUGGAGGACGAUGGAUCGCACCUGGCGGGACUCCACGCGAAGCGGAGCACCUGGCUGGACAACGAGCUCAACCUGCGGGUAGUCCGCUCCGAGAUCGAGUACCUCUCAAACCGGCGGGUCCGCUACGCCAAAGGGAUCAGCAUCGAGGGCGGCAACGACUAUAACUUUGUGGCCGCGGUGGAACGGAUCCACCGCAACAAGGAAAGCGGCGACGACGAAAAAGGCCGACCGUGUCGGUUUCUCUGCCUCAAGGGAGCCGCCUGUGCCACCCUGUUUGAUGCCUUUGGCCUCGACGGGACGGAGCGCUUCGAGCAGGCUUGCAGGAUGUUUGGAAGCAACGGCGGUCUCGAGGUCGUGACACUCGGGGGGGAAAGGUCGACCCUCAACCUCGUCAACCAAAUGCCGGAGGAGUUUGCGGCUGCCUGCAACGAAUUCUUGUCCGGGCACGGACUGUGAUAGUGACAACACGAUCAGUAAACACUCACUUAAAAA
Messenger RNA from Pseudo-nitzschia multistriata, 1296 nucleotides. Lineage: Eukaryota; Bacillariophyta; Bacillariophyceae; Bacillariales; Bacillariaceae. The record is from the annotation of a GenBank genome assembly.